ACACGGUACGUGAACGCACCACGAGCGGCUCCAGAUGCGCUGCGUCCGCCCGACAGACCGGGUCCGUUGUGAUUUAUCCGCGUGGAUAGUCCCUCCCUCCGUGGAUAGUCCCACCCUGUUACAUAUAUGGUGCCACUGUCUUAUCACGCAUGCAUGUGUCCCACGCGCUGCAGCCGUUAAUAUUCGGGCCAUAUUCUGCCCCGCAUGGGAGCCCGCGAGGACGAACACGCCGCGGAAGUACACGUUAAUCUGCCGUCAUGGUGAACCAGGGACAGCGGGGGGACGGGAGCUGGCAGUCGUGCAAGAGCGACUCCAGCGGCGCCAGCAACAGCGGCGGGGACAGCUCCAAGGAGAGCUCGCGGUCCUCCACGCCGGUGCUGGACGGGGACCGGUCCGACCGGCUGCGGGACAAGAUGCGGAGGAGGACGGAGUCCGGGGACCGCUGGUUCUCGCUGGAGUUCUUCCCUCCGCGCACAGCCAGCGGAGCCGUGAACCUCAUCUCCAGGUUUGACCGUAUGGGCAGCGGGGGGCCCCUGUUCAUCGACAUCACCUGGCACCCGGCGGGGGACCCGGGCUCGGACAAGGAGACCUCGUCCCUGAUGAUCGCCAGCACGGCGGUGAACUACUGCGGCCUGGAGAGCGUCCUCCACCUGACCUGCUGCAACCAGACCAGAGACAAGAUCAGCGGCCACCUGGCCAAAGCCAAGCACCUGGGCCUCAAGAACAUCAUGGCUCUGAGGGGAGACCCGGUGGGCGCUGACUGGGAGGAGGAGGACGGAGGCUUCAACUACGCCACGGACCUCGUCAAACACAUCCGCUCAGAGUUCGACGACUACUUUGACAUCUGCGUUGCCGGCUACCCGACGGGCCACCCCGAGGCGGAGAGCUACGAGGACGACCUCCGACACCUGAAGGAGAAGGUGGACGCCGGAGCGGACUUCAUCAUCACCCAGUUGUUCUUCAGGGCCGACACGUUCCUCAAGUUCCUGGACGACUGCAGGGCGAUCGGGAUCACCUGUCCCAUCCUACCGGGAAUCUUCCCCAUUCAGGGUUACCAGUCUCUGCGGCAGCUCGUCAAGCUGUCGAAGCUCGAGGUACCGGAGGAGAUCACCAGAGUCAUCGAGCCCAUCAAAGAGAACGACGCCGCCAUCCGUAACUACGGCAUCCAACAGGCGGUGGAGAUGUGCCGCGUGCUGCUAGACAGCGGCAAGGUGCCGGGGCUCCACUUCUACACCCUGAACCGAGAGGUCGCCACCAUGGAGGUGCUCCGCCAGUUGGGCCUGUGGAUCGAGGACCCCAGGCGGCCUCUUCCCUGGGCAGUGAGUGCCCAUCCCAAACGGAAGGUAGAAGAUGUUCGACCCAUCUUCUGGGCCUCGCGGCCCAAGAGCUACAUCUACCGAACCCAGGACUGGGACGAGUUCCCCAACGGCCGAUGGGGAAACUCCUCGUCUCCAGCUUUUGGCGAGCUGAACGACUAUUACCUGUUCUACCUGAAGAGCAAGUCAUCUAAAGACGCUCUGCUGAAGAUGUGGGGCGAGGAGCUGCUGAGUGAAGAGAGCGUCUACGAGGUCUUCACCUGCUACAUCGCAGCCCAACCAAACCGCAGCGGGCACAAGGUGAUGUGUUUGCCGUGGAACGACGAGCCUUUGGCCCCGGAGACCAACCUGCUGAAGGACGAGCUGGAGAAGGUGAACCGACGAGGAGUCCUCACCAUCAACUCCCAGCCCAACAUCAACGGAAAACCCUCCACGGAUCCCAUAGCCGGCUGGGGGCCUGCAGGAGGCUACGUCUUCCAAAAGGCCUAUCUGGAGUUCUUCACCUCCAGCGAAAAUGUGAACGCUCUCCUCAAAGUACUGAAGAAGUACGAGCCCCGUGUCAACUACCACAUCGUUAACGUGCACGGCCGUAAUCUGACCAACGCCCCGGACAUGCAGCCUAACGCUGUGACGUGGGGGAUCUUUCCCGGCAGGGAGAUCGUCCAGCCGACCGUAGUGGACCCCGACAGCUUCAUGUACUGGAAGGACGAGGCCUUCGCCCUGUGGAUCGAGCAGUGGGCGAAGCUCUACGAAGACGAGUCUCCUUCACGAAUGAUCAUCAAGUACAUCCACGACAACUACUUCCUGGUCAACCUGGUGGACAACGACUUCCCCCUGGAGAGCUGCCUGUGGCGGGUCAUCAACGACAUGUUCGAGUUGCUCGACGCAACUCCAGAGCCGCUGGACGCAACUCCAGAGCCACUGGACGCAACUCCAGAGCUGCACAACGACGCAACUCCAGAGCUGCACAACGACGCAACUCCAGAGCCGCUGGACGCAACUCCAGAGCCGCUCGCCGACGCAACGGCCGCCCAAUGAAAUCACAGAAAGAAACCCUACAGAACGGUCAAUAUUUUAUGCAUUGCCUUAAAAAAAAGAGAGAAAAUGCUGCUACUUACAAAACAGAACAUAGCAAAGAUUAAGGAUUGUACUUCACAGUAUUUUUU
This is a messenger RNA of Etheostoma spectabile (orangethroat darter), 2482 nucleotides long. It is a transcript of the gene mthfr, whose product is annotated as methylenetetrahydrofolate reductase (NAD(P)H). Gene Ontology annotation, cellular component: cytosol. The record is from RefSeq and is a predicted model, not a curated record. NCBI's taxonomy places the organism in Eukaryota, Metazoa, Chordata, Actinopteri, Perciformes, Percidae. The transcript has 14 exons. Gene Ontology annotation, biological process: tetrahydrofolate interconversion. Gene Ontology annotation, molecular function: methylenetetrahydrofolate reductase [NAD(P)H] activity; FAD binding. Bases 258 to 2354 code for a protein of 698 amino acids.